AUGGGUUUCUCUUACUUACUGUGGACAGGGAGUAUAAGGGAAAAGAAAAUGAUGUUUAUGAAAACGUUUGAGGGUAACUGGAAAGUGGAGCCAAUAUACGUAGACUCAGAACGCUUGUGCAAGCACAUGAAGCCGAAGAGUUCAGAAGAAUACAGAAAAUGUAGCGGUGGACAAGGAUUGAUUGCAUCGAAGGUGAAAAUGGACCAAGUCUUUCAGCCUUCUUCUCCUUUUAAUCUGCCACCGCUUUCUUGGUUCAUUCGUGGGAUCACCGUCAAGACCACCAAGACUGUAAUCAAAGAUCUUCAAAAUCUUGCGACCGCGAUCCGAAUAGCAGAAUACUAA
Messenger RNA from Arabis nemorensis, 342 nucleotides. Lineage: Eukaryota; Viridiplantae; Streptophyta; Magnoliopsida; Brassicales; Brassicaceae. The record is from the annotation of a GenBank genome assembly.